This is a messenger RNA of Striga hermonthica, 519 nucleotides long. The record is from the annotation of a GenBank genome assembly. Lineage: Eukaryota; Viridiplantae; Streptophyta; Magnoliopsida; Lamiales; Orobanchaceae.
AGCUCACUACGGAACCUGUACCCAGAAAAGUUAAAGUUCCUCAAAUUGGGUUAUACGAUGGGACUUCAGACCCCGACUCACACCUCGGUCAUUAUACUUCGUGGAGGAUCUAAUUGGGCCUCAGACGCACUUCGGUGUCGCAUGUUUUCUCUUACGUUGGGACCUCGGACUCAAAAAUGGUACCAUUCUCUUCCUCCUCAUUCUAUUUGGAAGUGGCAACAGCUGAGGUCGGCUUUCCGAUCUCAUUUCAUCGGGGCCCAAGUGUGUUUAUUUCCAAAAGAAUCCCUUACAAACGUAACUAAAAAAGAUGAUGAAAGCUUCAAGGACUACAUCGCUCGAUUUAACGAUCGAGUUCAGAAUAUGGAGUCGUGUCAUCCUGAAACCUUGCUUGUUAUGGCUAUCGCCGGGCUGAAACCGAACUCGAUUUUUCGCUGGACAUUGUGUCAGAAUAAGCCAAACACCUUCCAGGAAUUUCUUGCCCGAGCUCAACAGCACAUUAUUGCCGAGGAAGCUAUGUCG